Messenger RNA from Saccoglossus kowalevskii, 3176 nucleotides. Its product is annotated as protein arginine N-methyltransferase 1-like. Gene Ontology annotation, biological process: chromatin remodeling; peptidyl-arginine methylation, to asymmetrical-dimethyl arginine. The record is from RefSeq and is marked validated. Gene Ontology annotation, molecular function: protein-arginine omega-N monomethyltransferase activity; histone methyltransferase activity; protein-arginine omega-N asymmetric methyltransferase activity. Gene Ontology annotation, cellular component: nucleus. Lineage: Eukaryota; Metazoa; Hemichordata; Enteropneusta; Harrimaniidae.
CAAGAUGGCGGAAAACAUGGAAAUCACUCCCAGUGUUGAAGUUAAAAUGAACGGUGAAGCCAAACCAAGUGAGGAUGCUAAACACAUCAAGCCUGAAGAUAUGACUUCCAGGGACUACUAUUUUGAUUCUUAUGCUCAUUUUGGAAUUCAUGAGGAAAUGUUGAAAGAUGAAGUGCGAACUUUGACGUAUCGUAAUGCUAUGUAUCACAAUAGGCAUUUGUUCAAAGACAAAGUCGUCUUGGAUGUAGGUUGUGGUACGGGUAUAAUGUCCAUGUUUGCGGCAAAAGCUGGAGCAAGCAAAGUUAUUGGGAUUGAAUGUUCCAGCAUUGUGGACUUAGCUGAACAGAUUAUUAAAGAUAACGGUCUGAGUGACACUAUAACUAUAGUGAGGGGUAAAGUAGAAGAAGUUGAACUACCUGUAGAGAAAGUAGAUAUCAUAGUCAGUGAAUGGAUGGGAUAUUGUCUGUUUUAUGAAUCCAUGUUGCAGACUGUUCUCUUUGCUAGAGAUAAGUGGCUGGCAGAGGAUGGGCUGAUAUUUCCAGACAGAGCUACACUGUAUGUGUGUGGGAUAGAGGAUAGGCAGUAUAAAGAUGAAAAAAUCAAUUGGUGGGAUAGUGUGUACGGAUUUGACAUGAAAUGUAUACGUAAAGUGGCAAUAUCAGAACCACUAGUAGAUGUUGUCGAUCCUAAACAAGUCAUAACGAAUUCUUGUCUUAUCAAGGAAAUAGAUAUGUAUACCGUAAAGGUUGAUGACUUGUCAUUCACUGCACCUUAUCACCUGCAGUGUCGUCGUAGCGACUACAUCCAAGCUUUAGUAGCAUUCUUCAAUAUUGAAUUCACAAAAUGCCACAAAAGAACUGGUUUCUCGACAGCUCCAGAAGCCCCUUACACACAUUGGAAACAGACUGUAUUUUAUUUUAAUGAUUGUUUGACAGUUAAACGUGGGGAGGAAAUUUUUGGUUCCAUUGCUAUGAAACCAAAUGCAAAAAACACAAGAGAUUUGGACUUCAAUGUUGAUAUCGAAUUCAGUGGUGAACUCUGUCAGUUUUCUGAUCAACUCAAGUAUCACAUGCGUUAAGAAUCAACCUAGAAAACCAGCUACAGUACUCCUUUCAUCCCUCCCUUCACCCCUCCCCCUCCCCUCACCUACUAUGCAUAUAUGCAUAUACACAGCUGGUCUAUUAUGAACAUUUUUGUACCAAUGUGAAGUAAAGUUAUUAGUAAUGGGCUUCACUAACACAGUCCAGCGACAUCCAACCAUUAAUCAUGAAUUUUUAUGUGCCACUGGAUUUUAUUAGAAUUAUCAAAAAUAAUAGAAUUGCAACUAUGAUAUCGUUGUAAUUGUCUACAUCAUGUUAAAUUAAUUCCUAAAAAAAAAGUUGAAAGGGAAUUCAUUGUGUCCUUUCGUGAAGAGUUAUUUGUUGCGAUCUUUUGAGUCUUUGUCCUAGCCGACAAUAAACUUGUAGCAGCCUUAUUUUUUCACAUUCCUGAAGGACUUUCCCAUUGUUUUAAGAGGCUCAGAUUUUGUAAAAAUCGAUGUAUGUCUGCUUGGAUUUGACUUCAUUUACAAUGCAUUUCAGAUUCAUGUUGGCCAUCUUGGAUUUUUUGUUGUUGGCCAUUUUGGAUUUGUUAUCAGCCAUCUUGGAUUUACUUCAGCCUUAUUAAAUUUCAGAUGUGAUCUAUUUUAACUGUCAUGAUUGUAGAUUUUUCUGUUUUCAACCAUCACAGGCUUGGUGGUAUCGAAUCAGUUGGCCAUUUUGAAUGUAUCUCUCACUGAUGUGUUUGUAACCAAUUCUUGCAAGCCAGCUAACAUCGUAUUAUUAGAAGAUAAGUUCUAUUUAUUGAAUGUCAAAUAGUUCUGUGUACAUAAUACAACAUUUGACUGGAUUUGAAAAGGUAGACUGCCAUGUAGACUAUUCACAGAUACAUUUACAGAGAGUUCUGCUGCAUAUAUGAUUAUUUGCAUUAUUUAAAUACUAAAAUAAUGAUGUAAUGUUUUCCCUGUUAAUUCAAUCUUAGUCUUACAGUACUGUUGAAGUCAGAUGGCAUACAUUCAAUAGUUGUUUGAACUACAUGGGACAGCAUGCAACUAAUAAAUGUUGAAAUUAUUUUCUCAAAGCUCAGUAAAAAGGUUCUGUCAUAACCUGUGGUCUUGCAAGCUACAGUUCAGAGGACAAAUAAACGUAAUUUAAAUCUUGGCUUUCUACACAACGACUGAAAUUUGUCUCAAUUGUGUUUGUUUACAACAUGUAUGAUUAUCUAUUGACUAAGUCAAGUCUUGUCUGAUUGGUCAUUGACAAUGUUAAUGUUCUUUUAUUGUGAUUAACUGAAACACCUUAACAUACUUGAAAAAAAGUUGUCUGCCAACAACACAUUGUUUGGUUAAUAGAUUUGAAAGUUUUAUAUCAACCUUCCCGUUAAUUUAUGUGCAACCCACAAAGGUUACACAUCUGGUACUUUCAAUUCUAAUUUCUCUCUUUUUUCCCCCCAAAUUUCAAAAAGGUAUAUCAGAAAUUAUUGCAGUAUAGUUGAUUGCUGCCAGAAAGUAUCAUUUAUGUGACUUAAAAAUCUAAAAAAAACAAAACUUUGAAUCUUGUUGGUAAAAAGUCGUCUUUAAAGAUAUUUUUCAAAUAAAACUUUGGUUUCACUUGUAAUGUCUGCCGUUUGUAUUUUACUUUUUAUUAGCGGCUUCCAUGUAUUUUUUCUCCCUUUUUUAUAACGGGAAAACUCUUUGUCAGUUAUAUGCCUACAUUUCAUGUCAUAACCACUUUCACUUCACUCCAAUACAAGACUCUAUAUCAGUAAAUACAAGCAUCAUCAAGGCUUUAUGCACAUUUUUUUUUACCUUUGUAGAAACUAGAAUCCUAAAUGCAUGAUUUAAAAAAAGACCACAUAAACAGUGUAAUUCUAGUUGUGAUUUAAGCAUGUUUAUUUUCCCGAUAUUCUGGACCGCCCUUCCCUUUUUAUGACAGCCAUCACUACUGUGAAGGACAAUUCACAAGUUGGCCAUCUUCACACAAAUUUAUUAGCCCCUCCCCCUUCCUCACUUGUCUUUAAUCUGUGUAAAAUUGGUUUAGAACAUACAGGGAGUGAUGUAUUACAGUGGCUGCUGCAUAUAUCUUGUAUUUUGUCAUAGUAAUGUAACAAUUCUUUGUGUAUUAAAAUAUUAGAAAAGG